AUCUUAUGUCGAGCUUUGGCUCCACUGUGGCUUCUCUUCUUCCUACUUCCCUUUGUUGUGUUUGUGUCUAUGGACACUUUGCAAUUGAUCUAUAUUCCCUGUCAAUCAGACCUUCUCCUACUUUCCCGUUUCAUUUCUUAUAUGACUUGGUUGGUUGCGCUCUUGUGGCACCUUAUGUAACCGCGAUUUCUCCCAUUUCAAGCAUGAUUAUAUUGACCGGGCAGUCAGAGCGGGUCUCGGGCAUGCCUCGGUAGGGCUUUUUCAGCAUCGAGUGAUUGUUAGCGUGUUGUUAUCAGUCUCGCUGUUCGAGCGUAGAAUGUUCAUGCCCAUUCAAUUGCACACCCGAAGUCUUGGGGGGUGGUAUCAUCGCACCUCACCUAUUUACUUUCAGACUAGAUACCUUAUCUCCAUACUUAACAUAACGCAUGCGACCAUAAUAUAAUACAGGGCUCCUUAGUCGGACUCAACCCACAUGCGGUGCGGUCGAAGUAAGACAAGUGCGAUUUACCUGGGAUAUGUGUAGGAUUGUGUCGAAUACGCCUGAGGAGAGAUCAAUCCUGACAUCCUUAUAUAGAAAGAAGUCUUGAUAUUCCCAAGCUGUUUCUUUGUCUGAGCUGAUGGUAUCUUAAACCCCCAAGAAUGGG
Paecilomyces variotii is the source of this 644-nucleotide messenger RNA. RefSeq lists its product as hypothetical. Lineage: Eukaryota; Fungi; Ascomycota; Eurotiomycetes; Eurotiales; Thermoascaceae. The record is from RefSeq and is a predicted model, not a curated record. The transcript has a single exon. The coding region runs from base 6 to 254 and encodes 82 amino acids.